Anopheles cruzii is the source of this 2938-nucleotide messenger RNA. RefSeq names its product dolichyl-diphosphooligosaccharide--protein glycosyltransferase subunit STT3A (gene Stt3A). The record is from RefSeq and is a predicted model, not a curated record. Gene Ontology annotation, biological process: post-translational protein modification. Gene Ontology annotation, cellular component: membrane. Gene Ontology annotation, molecular function: dolichyl-diphosphooligosaccharide-protein glycotransferase activity. The coding region runs from base 376 to 2550 and encodes 724 amino acids. NCBI's taxonomy places the organism in Eukaryota, Metazoa, Arthropoda, Insecta, Diptera, Culicidae. The transcript is spliced from 4 exons.
UUUUCCUAAUUUCUGUGUUCUUGAGGUUGCCUCCGUACCAGCGAUGGCAAACUGAACGCCCUCCACGUUUAGCAUGUGCAUCAAAUCCGAAAAGUAGCGAGGCAAAACCAAUGUAAGAAGCUUCGGUUAAAGCCUACUUGUCCCUAUCAACUCCGCCGUGCUAAAGUGUGGACUGUUAGCCAAACCAAUCAAACCCGGCGAACUGACGAACACUUUGGUAGUAAGCUCAGUUACGUGCCCUCUAGUCAACGCUUCUUGCUGAUUGUCGUUAGCUGAUUGCUACAAAAGGAUCAAAGUAUAAUUGUGCGAGUGAUUGUUUACGUACGAAAACCAUCGAAGCAGUCUUCUGGUCGCCAUAAGCCGCAGCAGGAUACAAUGGAGCACCUAGCAAAACUGCGGAUAAACCUAGAGAAGCAGGAAAGCCUUAUCAAGCUGGCCAUCCUGACCACUGCUGCUAUCUUAUCUUUCUCGACGCGGCUCUUUUCCGUGCUACGCUUCGAGAGCGUUAUCCACGAGUUCGAUCCGUACUUCAACUAUCGCACGACAAAGUAUCUUGCCGAACAGGGUUUCUACAGCUUCCACAAUUGGUUCGAUGAUCGUGCCUGGUAUCCGCUGGGACGCAUCAUCGGCGGGACCAUCUAUCCGGGUCUCAUGGUUACAUCGGCCACACUGUACCGCAUUAUGUGGCUGCUGAACAUUACCGUGGACAUUCGCAAUGUGUGCGUGUUUCUCGCACCGUUCUUCUCGUCACUGACCACCAUCGUAACAUAUCUACUGACAAAGGAGGUACACAGCACAGGGGCAGGUCUGGUGGCCGGUGCGAUGAUUUCUAUCGUUCCCGGCUACAUCUCUCGCUCGGUAGCUGGUUCCUACGAUAACGAGGGAAUCGCCAUCUUUUGCAUGCUGCUCACGUACUACACAUGGAUCAAGGCGAUCAAAACGGGUGCAAUAUUGUGGGCCACGCUGGCGGCCCUUGCUUACUUCUACAUGGUUUCCUCGUGGGGCGGAUACGUUUUUCUGAUCAACUUGAUUCCACUGCAUGUGCUGGCCCUCAUGGCCACGGGUCGCUUCACACACCGCGUCUAUAUCGCGUACAGCACGCUCUACACGAUCGGAACCAUUCUCUCGAUGCAGAUCUCAUUCGUUGGCUUUCAACCGGUACAGAGCUCGGAGCACAUGCUCGCCUUUGGCGUCUUUGGCCUCUGCCAGCUGCAUGGCCUGGUGGACUACGUGCGGUCGGUGGUUUCGAAAGAACACUUCGACACCCUCUUUCGGGCGCUCGUCAUUUCGAUCGCCACAGUAGCGGCCCUGCUGGGCCUCGUGCUAACGGUCACGGGCAAAAUAUCGCCAUGGACCGGUCGCUUCUACUCUUUGCUUGAUCCUUCGUACGCCAAAAAUCACAUCCCCAUCAUCGCGUCCGUGUCCGAGCAUCAGCCCACGUCCUGGUCGUCGUUUUACUUUGAUCUUCAGAUACUGGUUUUCCUUUUUCCGGCCGGGCUUUACUUCUGUUUUGCCAAGCUGACCGAUGCAAACAUCUUCAUCAUCUUGUACGGCGUAACGAGUAUCUACUUUGCCGGCGUGAUGGUGCGCCUGAUGCUGGUGCUUGCCCCUGUCAUGUGUAUACUCUCCGGAAUCGCCGUAUCGCAGCUCAUGAUGAAGUACAUCAGGAACGUCGAUGUUGGCGGUUCGGUUACCGGCAGUGGUGGUGGUGGUGGUGGCGGUGGCGGCGGCGGCGGCGGAGAAAGUGCGUCUAGCCGUAAGGCGAAGGCACGCGCUUACGAACAGCAAACGCCAGUGAAACCGGAAGUGGCGAUUGGGUUCGUGCUACUGGUAACCUUCCUACUGGUCACCUAUACGUUCCACUGCACAUGGGUUACUUCGGAAGCGUACAGCUCACCGAGCAUCGUACUGAGCGCCCGAUCGCACGACGGCGGACGGGUCAUUUUUGACGAUUUCCGUGAAGCCUAUUACUGGUUAAAGAUGAAUACGCCCGAGGAUGCUCGCGUAAUGUCGUGGUGGGAUUACGGGUAUCAAAUUACCGCUAUGGCCAACCGCACUAUUUUGGUUGAUAACAACACAUGGAACAAUACACAUAUCUCACGCGUCGGCCAAGCGAUGGCUUCGACGGAGGAGCGGGCAUAUGAAAUCAUGAAAGAGCUCGAUGUGGACUACGUGCUUGUAAUCUUCGGUGGCCUUACUGGGUACUCGUCCGAUGACAUCAACAAGUUCCUGUGGAUGGUCCGUAUCGGUGGAAGUACGGACCGUGGCGCACACAUUCGCGAGAUGGACUAUUACGCACCGAGUGGAGACUUCCGCAUCGACAAGGAGGGUUCACCGACGCUGCUUAACUGCCUCAUGUACAAGAUGUGCUACUAUCGCUUCGGUCAGGUGUACACUGAGGGUGGUAAAGCUCCGGGAUACGAUCGGGUGCGGGGUGCCGAAAUAGGUAACAAAGAUUUUGAAUUGGAUGUUCUCGAAGAAGCGUACACCACCGAGCACUGGUUGGUGCGGAUCUACAAAGUGAAAGAUCUUAGCAAUCGGGGCGUUUAGAUUAUAGCCUGCGGUACCGCUCAAAUAAUGUGGUUUCUAUCGACAUCAUCUCUUCAACCGCGCACCUUACUUUCAUCAUGCUUUAUACGAACCGGUGUCUGUCACUCGCCGUUCAUCGCAUAAAAGCGUCAUUCGCCAUUGUUCCAGUGCUUAAAAGGAUACGUUUUGUUGUCUUUGUUGAGGGCCUCCACCCUAACCCGUCCAAGGUGUAGGCGAGAUGCAAUCCAUUACUCCAUUCCUUCACUGCAAUAUAGUGCCACCUAGCACAGUGCUGGCCUUACGAGAGACACUCCCACAGCGCACAUCGAAAAAAAAAACCAUUUCUCCGCCGUGCUAGUUGCACUUUAAGCCAACGAAAGCAUUUCUCAGGGCGUUUCACAUUUUUUCA